Molecule: messenger RNA, 1572 nt
Organism: Centropristis striata (black sea bass)
Lineage: Eukaryota; Metazoa; Chordata; Actinopteri; Perciformes; Serranidae
Gene: tmem192
Product: transmembrane protein 192
Exons: 6
Coding region: 158-943 (261 amino acids)
Cellular component (GO): late endosome; lysosomal membrane
Source: RefSeq, a predicted model, not a curated record
GAACCAAAGAUUAUCAGAAAACGGAACCAUAAACUACGGCAAACCGGAAGUGUACCAACAUUUUCCUGCCCGCCCCGUUUGUAGCAUGUAAACUGAUGAUUGUAUUUGUUGUUGUUUUAUCUUUUCUGCCUUUAAAAUCGUUGCACGUUGAAAACAAAUGGACUCAAAGGGACCCGCUCUUUACGCAGCAGGCAGCUCAGCAGAUAUGUCUCGAAGCGAGGAGGAAUCUCUUGUGGACGGACCACUGAUCUCUGCAGAUGCCCUCCACUCUGCCAUCAGGAGAGAGUUUCAGGCCAUCCCAACACCCUGCCACGCCGGCGUGCUGUCACUGCUGCAUGUUGUAUAUGUGGUGUUGUCAGUAUGUGUGGCAGUGCUGUGUGUGUUGGAAUUAGGCCAACAGGAGGUGUGUAUGAAUAUUUUGGGUAACGUGCAAGGGGACAGUGUCAUUGUGUUCGGGAAGGUGUGUGUGUGGGUGCUGGUGCUGCUGUUCACUGGGUGUGUGCAGCACCACCACAGCCAGGCCCGGAGCAAAGGCUACCUGCGCUUCUACAGACAGAUGCAGGGAGUCAAACACCUCCCACUCACCGUGCACUCUGCAGGAAAUGUUCUGUUGCUGGUGGUUCUGGCUGCUCGAUUAUCACAGGCUGUCCAAACCUACAUGCUCCUCAGCAUCCUGGCGGUGGAGCUCUUGGUGGCGUUGCCUUGUCUCCUCUAUUACACAGUCCAGGUGAUGCGGUUCAACAGGGAGCGACCUGCACCAGACGUGAGCCAAGAAGAACAUUCACACAACUACAGCAUCACAAGCCUGCCGACUGAGACCGGCUUCAGAGAGGGCUCCAGCCUGGAGGAGGUGGUGGAGAAGCAGGCCGACCUGAUUGAGUACCUGAAACAGCACAACAUCUUACUGAGCAAGAGGCUGCUCAACCUCACCGCUCAGCACUGACCACAGUCUUUCCUCCUCCUCCUCCUCCUCCUCUCCUCCUCCUCCCUGUGAACCAUUUUACCACUCCGCUCUCUUAACACAAAGAAGAGGAGGGGGAGAAUAAAAUCUCUGUGAGAAUGAAAGGACAAGCUGGAAGAAACACUGGAUAAAAGACUAAAAGUAAGGAAAAUCCCUCUGCACACAAGCACCUGUACGCACAGACUUAAGACGGGAGGGCUUCUCCACGAGAUGGACAGAUACCGCAGGAGUAAGAGGAGGACAGUGGAAGAGGCAAAGAGGAGGAGAGGAGUCGUGGGUCACAGAUCAGAGGUGAGGGGUUUUUAUGACCGUCUUCUGACCCCCGGUGACCCACGUAUGCUGCCGCUUGUGUUACUGUGAGAGAGGAGGCGACAUUGUUUUAGAGAUCAUCUGCACUGAAGAGGAGCUGGAAAAAUUACCGAGGGAGGGGUUUUCACUUAUCAGGGUCAAACAAGAGAAAGAGAUCAUGUAAAGCUAUAAAUGUCCAUAAGUGCUUUUUUUUUUUUUUUAACUGAAUGUGUGAAUGCUUUAUUAGGUAGCAGUUUUUUCUAUCCCUGCAAUCAUUGACUUUGUCUAUUUGUGAUCACAUUACAAUAAAUAUGUAAUAUACA